This is a messenger RNA of Salvia miltiorrhiza (redroot sage), 2378 nucleotides long. RefSeq lists its product as uncharacterized. The record is from RefSeq and is a predicted model, not a curated record. Lineage: Eukaryota; Viridiplantae; Streptophyta; Magnoliopsida; Lamiales; Lamiaceae. The transcript is spliced from 3 exons. The coding region runs from base 139 to 2190 and encodes 683 amino acids.
AACUCAACAUCUCCCAUUUCCCUCCAAUUUUGCCUCUUUCAAUUUCGAGGGGAGUUUGCAGAAUUCUCACUUCCUCUUUCUCUCGUUGAAUAAUAAGCACACGCACUGAAAAAUCGAAAGAUUUGAAGAAGCAAAGAAAUGAAUGGUUUUGAGAAGGGUUUGUCUCCAUCGAAAUCGAAUGCGAACCGCAAUUUCCCGUCUUCUGGAUCGGUGGAGAAUGAUGAGAAUGAUUCAAGUGUGGAUAAAUUGAUUCCACAAUUUGCAAACAACGAAAUUGCAUAUGGCAAACAUUUCAUGUCUGGAGUUGCAAGAAAGAAAAUUCUUGCUGAGAUAAAGGGAAAUCCAAGCAUUUGUGAUGCUCAAGCUCACAAAAACUCCAAUCUGGAUUUGGAAAGUAGUCCCCCGAAAAGGGGAAUUUGCAAUUCUUCUGUGAAGGUUUAUGACCCUUUGACGAACUACCUCUCCCCACGGCCUCGUUACCUGCGUUUCAAUCCAAAUAGGCGUCGAGAGAUACUCAAGAGAUUUGAGAAGGAGUUGAAUAGCUCUCUUGAUUCUGAGGAGGCUAGUGAUGAAGAGGAGAUUGCAGACUCUUCUCUUUCACCUCCAAAAGGAAGUGUCGUUGAUGGUUAUGAGGCAGUAGAGGAGGAGAUUGCAGACUCUUCGCGUUCCCCUCCAAAAGGAAAUGAUGUAAAUCAGAGAAAUGGAGUUGCAUCUGAUGAAGGUAAUGGUAGUGUCGUUGAUGGUUAUGAGUCGGAGGAGGAAGAGAUGGAAAAAGGAUGGUGUCUUAGAGGGAUAUCAAAGCUGCUUUUUACACUGAUUGCUUGUUUGUUGUUAACCUCCUACAUUAGUCCAAUGAACUCACCAACAGAUUUACCAACUCAACAAGCCAUUUGGGAUUUUAAAGAUAGUGGUGUUGUGAUCAAGAAUCAAACACUUGAAUUUUUCAGCACGAAUUUGCAUGGCAAUAGCUUCUUUGAAGUGGAAGAUGGAGGUAAUAACAGUAUUGAGGAGGCAGAAGUCGAGGAAGAAAGUUAUGGUGGUUAUGAUGAGAGCAUCGAAGCAGGGAUUGUUGAGUAUUUGGAGUGGCAGGAGAAGGAGAUGGCUGGAAAUGAGAAUGUAAAUAGUGAAGAUAACAGUAUUGAGGAGUUAGAAGUUGAGGAAGAAAAUGGUGGUGAAACUGAUGAGAGUAUUGAGGCAGAAAUUGUUGAAUAUUUGGAGUGGCAUGAUGAGAAGGAGAUGAUUGGAAAUGAGAACGUGGAUAGUCAAGAUGUAGCUGAUGAAGCUGCAGAAUUUGAGGGCGUGAGAGAUGCUCGAUUUGAGUUUGAAGCUGAUGAAUCCGAGCACUUGAUAGAUGCAAAAACAGAUGAAAAUUUAGAUGGUGGCAUUUUGUUGGAUAUGGAAGUAGUGUCUUCUUAUACUGGUUUGGAUGAGGAUAAUGUAAACAAGGAUGAAGCUGCAGAAACGGAGAUUAUAGGCAGUGGUGUAGAUACCAAUGCGUUCUCGCUGGUACCUGUAUUGGAGGAGAUACCAACGGAGUCCAAAGGCGCAGACGACACAAGAUCAGUGGAGGAACUUGUUGUUCUUGAAUCACAUGAAGAGUUGAGUGAUUCUACAGAUGAAGUUGGAAUGGAGAAAUCGGAAUGGAACACCGUUGUUGGAGUUUCUGCAGUACUACUCGUAGUUUCAACAUCAAUAGCCAUCAUUUAUUCGAGAAAAUCAAGAAGCAGCACAUCUUCUAAGGGAUCUGAUCCUGUGCUAAAGCAAAAACUUGCAGCUGAGGGGAAUGUGCUUCACCAAGCACCUGUGCUUCAUUCCAUUGAUAGGAAAGUCGAGUUUUUGGCUAGAGCUUCACUACCAUCAUCUCACUCGAAGCUCGCCAGCCACAUCCACGCGCCAACAGUCGAGUUGAUUGGUGAGAUCGUUGUUGGACAGCCUAGCAGAGUUGGAAACUCGGGGAAGUUCCAGAUGAUCGUGUCUGAAGACAUGUGCAAGCGUGGCUCACGACCUCAAGUGGUGGUUCCUGCGUCGUCUCAGCCAUCUGCAGUCAGCUUCACUCCACGUGGAAGCUUUACUACUGAAAGAAAGAUCUCAAAGAAAGAGGGAGGCCAAAGUAGAGAAGCCAUGAUUGUUCCUACUCCAGUUAGGCGAUCAAGCAGACUCCGAAAUCGAACCACAAUUAUGUCUCCAUGAAUCUUCGUCAGUUAGCUAGGAUCUUUGUCUGAAACAGCAUUCUCAGUUGUUUCUGCAAUGUCUCUCUCUCACUAAAGCUAGGAUCUUUGUCUGAAACAGCAUCCUCAUUUGUUGUCUUCCAACAUCUAAUUGUCUCUUUAUCUUUAAACAAAAUUAUAAUAAUCUAGUUACUAUAUUUGCUUCUGAAA